AGCAGCAACAUCACCAGCAACAGCAGCAGCAGCAGCAGCAACGACAGCAAAAGCGAGUCAACGACAGCUUAAAACAUAAUACGCUAGCUAAAGGCAAAAAGCGGAUAGAGAAUCUGGGGGUUCCCCCAGUCAUACAUAGACAGAGACACUAGCAACGAGUCAGACCCGGAGACGGAGACGGAGACGGACCGAGAGAAAUCCCCGGACAAAGCGACAUUGCGAAUAAUGAGAAAUCGUUGUUGCAAUUAGUGUGAGCCAAAGGGGUUUCGGUCCAGCCAUGAAUCACCAAGCCCGACUGCCAGCGGAAACGGAAAUGCUUGGCGAACGGAAGCCGACAAGGAGAGCAGGUGGCCACUAAAUGCCAUUGAACACUGAGCGAUCAUGUCCGACGUUGAGAAGGCGAUUAAGGUGCAGCACCAGAACCAGCAUCAACAGCAACAGCUGGACUGUGGGAUCGACGAUGAGACGGAUCCCGAGCAUCCUGCCAGCUCUGAGGUGGGGGUCAAGACCACUGCCACGCUCACCGCCAAGCCGGACAGCUGCUUUCGACGCUGCUGCGGCCAGCUGCUCAAGCUGCUGCUCUCCACGCCCGGCCUGGUGCUCCUGGUCAUCGGGUACUCCAUACUGGGCGCCCUCAUCUUUCCGCUGCUGGAGGCGCCGCAGGAUCUGAGCAAAUCAGCGGCCAUUGCCAAGAGUCGAGAAGAUUGUCUGCGGGAACUCUGGAUCAUAACGGAGAAACUCAACGUGCUGUACGAACGCAAUUGGACGAUGCUGGUCCACGAGCAGCUGCGUCGCUUCGAGGGCUCCAUUGUGGCAGCCACGCGCCAAGGAUCCGGUGGCUCUUUAGGCGGCAACGGCGGAGGAGUCCAUUUCCAAGGUGGCAGUGCCAGCGCCCUGGGCCAUUUUGGCUAUGAUGCCGGCGACUCGCAGAGCUGGACAUUUAGCGAGGCAUUGCUCUACUCGGUCACUGUGAUAACGACAAUUGGUCACGGCAGCCUGACGCCGCGCACCGCCGCCGGCAAGCUGGCGACCAUCUUCUACGCCCUGGUGGGCGUCCCCCUGAUGCUGAUGUGCCUGUCCAGCCUGGGAGCCCUGCUCGCCGAUGCCCUGCAGUGCACCUACGUGCGUCUCUGCUGCCAGCUGCAGCAGCAUCACCACCACCGGAGCCAACGGAGCAGGAGGAAAUCAUCGGCGGUGGCCACCACUCCGACAGCCAGUGUCACCGCGAUGACAACGUCGACAGCCAAGGCGAGUCGGGACAAGGAGAAGGAGAAGGGCACAAAGCGACGUCUGUCAGCUGGCAUGGGGGCCAACUGCAAGGGCUGCAAAUACGAUGCGGCCAACAGUGAGACGAGCCUGAAUGACUGCCUCGAGUAUGGCCAAAAGGGAAAAGUGCCGCCGGACAAGGGGGAAGAUGCCUGUCAAUUGUUGCGCAACUUGAAUCAGCAGCAGCAGUUUUACCAACAACAGCAGCAGCAGCAGUUGCAGCAGCAGUUGCAGUUGCAGUUGCAGCCACAGCAGCAGCAGCAGCAGCAACAGCCGGAUGUCAUGCUAAUGACAACGACAACGGGCAGCGCAUUGCUGAAAUAUGCACCGCAGCAGCAGCAGCAGCAGCAGCAAUUAUCGACAGCAACUCUCCCGCGACACCACCAUCAGCUGCAGCAGCAGCAUCAGCAGCAACAUCAGCAACUGCAACAGAAUUUCGUUGCUGUGCCCAGCAGCAUGCUGCGAAUGCCGCUGACAGUGCCGCCCAAUUGUUAUGCGCCCGCGACUGCAACGAUUUACUUUCCGUUUACCCCAUCUGCGCCUGGAAGUCCCGCCCACACCCACACCCACACCCACACCCUGGCCCAUGGCCAUCAUUUGGCUGCGAAUCCGAUUGCGACAACGAUGGCCAAUCCUUUGGGAAAUGCAACGGCAUCGGGGACAGCACUUGGUCAACAGCCGCUGGUCAAGUAUCACACAAUACACUUGCAGCCCGCUUCCGGCAAGCAUCGAGUGCUGGCCUCGGGACUACAGGAUUCAUCCGCGGAAGCCGCGACUCUGGAAGCCAUCACAUUGCCACCGCCGCCGGCUUAUCAGACGGGGAAUGUCCCUGCUGUGCGACGUGCCAAGUUCGUGACGAAACCGCUGCCACACGAGAUCAAUGCGCUGAUGGAUUGCGGAACGGGUACGGGAUCACCGGAUUUAUCCGGCAGGCAUGAUUUAUUGCCACCAGCCGCAGGAGCAGCAACAGCGGCAGCAACAGGCACCGCAGCAACACCAUUGUUAACCUAUACGGCCGCAGCAACAAGCCCACAACUGUCAGCAGGCAUUAAGGCAGGAGCACCGGCAACAGGAGGAGCUGGAACAGCACCCACUACGGCUACGGGCAGGGGAGCAGGCGUUGGAGCCACACUGUCCGAUAACAGUUUUAUGGCCGCAGGUGUUUGUGGAGGAGCAGCAGCCACAUCACAGCCAGGAGCCACUGCAGCACAGGCCUCCUCGGCAGCGGCCACACUGUCGGCUCUGUUGAGCGCCAAUUCCACGGGCACGGUGGACAUCAUGGAGGAUGAGGAUGAGCAGGAGAGGGAGCGUUUAAGCAACUGCCCGCACGGCACGCCCUCUCGAGUCCCGCUGAUAGCCAGUCCGUUGAGCGUGCCCCAGGACGCUGGCGAAAAGUCCAGCCAGGGUAACCAUUCCCGUACCGCCUCCGCUGGUGCCGCCGGCUUCAAUAGGCACUCUUUGCAGCCGCUAAAUCGGAAGACCCUGCUACUGACGAGACGCUGUCAAAGGCACGCCUCCGGAGCCCUCUACGACAGCACGGCCAAUAAUACGGAGACCUCCGACGACGAUGAGUACAUGCAGCAUGGAAGCGAGCAGUUUGUGUUGAAGAAACUACGUUACCACUGCCACAGCGAGUCGGAGGAUUGCCGCGAGGGGGCAGACGACUCCGAGGACGAGGGCGAGGAGACGGAGCGGCAGGUGCCCAUUAGUCUGGUGCUGCUCAUCCUAAUGUGCUACAUCUGCGUGGGCACCGUGAUCUUUGCGCUGUGGGAGAACUGGUCGCUGGUGGAUGGAGCCUACUUCUGCUUCGUCACCCUCUCGACGAUCGGCUAUGGUGACUUUGUGCCCGCCCGGAGCUUCAAUGGGCCAGAGCUGCAGUUGUAUGCCUGCUGCGCCUAUCUGCUUCUAGGACUCGUCCUGGUGGCCAUGUCCUUUAGCAUCCUGGAGACGCAACUGAUGUGGAAAUGCAAGCGCAUUGCCGUGCGACUGAAGCUGGCCCGCAGGGAGGGAUAAUGCCGCACUAUCCUGAUCUAUUGAUCGAACUUAAUCUACAAUCCGAUUGCUUGAGUCAUCCUAAGAUAAGUGUACUAUGUAAUUAACCCAAAACAAAAAACUAGCCCAUCUCUGUGUACAUUUGUCUGCCUAGCGAA
Messenger RNA from Drosophila serrata, 3416 nucleotides. RefSeq lists its product as uncharacterized. Lineage: Eukaryota; Metazoa; Arthropoda; Insecta; Diptera; Drosophilidae. The record is from RefSeq and is a predicted model, not a curated record. Gene Ontology annotation, biological process: potassium ion transmembrane transport; stabilization of membrane potential. Gene Ontology annotation, molecular function: potassium ion leak channel activity; outward rectifier potassium channel activity. Gene Ontology annotation, cellular component: plasma membrane.